Messenger RNA from Dalotia coriaria, 1534 nucleotides. RefSeq lists its product as uncharacterized. Bases 1 to 681 code for a protein of 226 amino acids. The transcript has a single exon. Gene Ontology annotation, biological process: cellular response to hydrogen peroxide. Lineage: Eukaryota; Metazoa; Arthropoda; Insecta; Coleoptera; Staphylinidae. The record is from RefSeq and is a predicted model, not a curated record.
AUGUCUGACGAGCCAGUCGUAGUGCAAGCGUUUGAGAAACUCGAACUGGAAACAGCCUCAUCCAGCACCAGCAGCAGCACUAGGAAACCUAUCACCACCCCAGAGACAGUACCAAAUCCAUUUAUGAGGCGCAAGAGGUCCAAGUCGCUCUCCAGCAUCAACAUCUUCAGCACAACUGCAUGCACAUGCAAACACCACAUCAAUCGAGUGAAAAACACCACCAGCUUCAAGCGGAACAUCAAUAAGAAGAUACUCAAAGAGCCUGUGCUAAAAAUACUAAACAAAUGUUCCAAAUGUAAUUGUGUGAAGAAGUCGGCUCAGAAUAAGGAUGAGCAAAGACUUAAGUUGGAGAAGUUGUUUGGAGAUUGUGCUGCUGAGGGGCAAGAGACUGAUUUUAGGAGCAUUGUUGAUGGCUGCCAGCAGCUGAGUCUAGCAAAUGCCAAUGAUGGGGUGCAGGACUAUUCAUUGCCAAGUUUUAAAUCAGUUCGAACAUCUAAGAGUGGUGCGUCUACGUCGAGAACGGAAAAAACGGACAGCUCGAAUGUGAACGCGUCAUGCUCGCAUCAAGCGCGUAUGUCUCCGCCGUGUGACGUGACCAUUGACGAAUUGGCCAGUUAUUUUGAGACGUUUGUGCAUAUUCCGAAAAAGAUGAGUUCGAUGGCGGAGAUGAUGUAUACAUAAAGCUAUACAUUAUGUUGUAUUAUACACUGUUCUAAUUCAUUAUAUACAUAUGUUUAAUGACAUUUGAAUUAACAUGGAUUUAGAUUUAGAAUGAUGCGCAUAAGUGUAGUAUAGAUGUUGAAAAAUAAGUACAACUUGAUUUAAGUUCUGUUUAAACAAUUAUACUACACUUAUUCUGAUAAAUGCAUAAAAAUCUGUGAAUUCGUUUGUUAGAGUUUUUGACUUAGAAGACUAGAUAAUUUAAUGGCCACAAAACAAUUGCAAGACACGAGCCAAAACAUAUUUAUCUGGAAAUUUAAAGAAUUAAUGUUUUUUUCGCUUCUGUUUGGAUGUUUAUAUGAUUUUUAUUGUUUUGUAAGAAAGAAAACAUACAAUUCCAAGUAAAAAAUUUGUUGAGACAACGAAAACUAUUAGCAAUAUAAGUCAAAUUUAGAAAUAUUUGAAUGUGAUUAUUAAUUUCUACAAAAUUGCAAUUUGAUAAAGAAUUCCAGACUUGUGAGGCCUGUGGCUCAUGCAAUAAUAAUGAAAACUUGUCACUUGAAUCUGAAAUGUGGAUACUGUUAGUGUUGUAUGUACAUAACAAAAUUAACUCUUGUGAGAAUCACGAACGCGCCCAGGAGAAAGUGCUCAGUCAUUAAAAAGGCAAGAAUGUAAUCGCUGCAGUGUAAUAGUAUGUAAGUUCUUACUUUUGGCUGCUUGAAUGUACGCUCCUACUCAUCGGAAAAUUUGCCAUCGUUGUCUUUGCAUUGCCGUUUGAUUUCCGAACGUGGUUUGAAUUAAAUUAUUACCAUCUGAGUUAUGAAACUUGUUAAAAUUCGAAUACUUGAAUUAAUAAAACCGAAUAUGUAGAUAA